This is a messenger RNA of Caenorhabditis bovis, 918 nucleotides long. The record is from the annotation of a GenBank genome assembly. NCBI's taxonomy places the organism in Eukaryota, Metazoa, Nematoda, Chromadorea, Rhabditida, Rhabditidae.
AUGAUGGAGCCGCAUAAUUUGGCGAUCUGCUUCGGUCCCACCUUGCUUCCAAUUCCUGAAGGCAAAGAUCAAGUGUUCUAUCAUAACUAUGUCAACGAACUUGUGAGGAAUCUCAUAAUUCACGCUGAUGAAGUGUUCCCACGAGACAUUCCUGGUCCAAUCUACGAUAAAUACGCUAUGCAGCGACCAGACGAUGGUCAUUUCACCGAGGAAAACGAUUUGGUUUCUGAGGAUGACGACGUUACUGAUAAAACUCCAAACAUGCGGAAUAUGUACGGCUCGACGUAUGAAUCGGCUGAUCGAGGAAUGAUCCCAUCCCCCAUGCUUUGUCACACCAAUACGACCUCAUCACAAGCAAACACAAAUGGUGCUUCUCCACAUGAAAAUGAUUUUCCACCAAUGCCAUCUAGCAGAUCAUCGAAUCGAUCGGAACAAUCCAAAGAUGAGUCCCUUCCUCCACUACUGCGCACGGAAAUGCCUCAUCGAAUCGCGAAUGAACUCAACAAUAUAUUCAAAAACUCGGAUAGUGCAGGCGUGACGUCGAUGCUUCGACACUCGCACGUUGAGACACACGAAGAACGCGAUUACGUCUCGCCGCCGGCAUUACUCUCAUCGCAAUACGCCGCUUCAUGUUCGAUUAGUCCCAUUGGUGGCGGCAGCAGCGGCAAACAACGCGAUUAUCAAGAAAUCGACGAUGUUGUUGACGCGCGCGACGCCCGUGACGCACUCUACGCUCCGAUGAUCAAGCAGCGCGCGACGACAUUGCCGGCAUCGAGUAACGGCGGAAGUCUGUCUGACAUGUCGGUUGUCUCGGCUGGAGCGGCAUCGACAGGGCCGAAAAAUGCCAGCCUGAUAUUAUCAAUUCUUCGCGUCCUCGACCAGUAUCGCCAACUCUCGACGAUAUCGUCGCGGCAUUGA